CGUACGAAAAACAGAUUUUCUCAAUCUUCAUUGCUAGGGUUUCUCUUUAUAUCCCUCUCUCGCUUUGCGCAUACGCUUCAUACACCUACUUUUUAAUCUAUACUGAUCCUAAUUCCGAUUAAUUUUUAUUUUCGAUUUGCCGAUUUCCGGAUUUUUCUUGUUUUUACUGUCAAAUUAUCGCGACUCUGAUCGGAAAAAGGAUGCCACCGAGAUCGACGAAGAAAACUCCGCCGGGGCCCGGGAGCAAGAGAGCUCUGCGGGGACGGGCGGCUUCCGCAGCUGCUGCGGCUGCUGCUGCGGCGGCGGAGAAUGCGCAGGCUCAGGCCCUGCCUGAGGUACCAACCGUGAAAUUGGAGGAGAUUGAGUUUGCGGAGGAAGGAAAGCCGCCGGAGCAGGAGAAGCCCCGCGCUGAGGAGAGAGUUGCGCUAGAGACCGUGGAGGCUUCUGUGAAGACUGCAUACUCUUGCUCUGGAAAGAAAGCAGUGGCUAAGUAUAGUCUGUAUGACAGCUGGUAUUUUAGGUGUUUUUUUAUUUCUACAUCUACGGGCUGAAGAGCAGUAAAAGGAUAAAACUUUAGAUACAGAUUAUUAAAUCCGAUAGUUCUCUAUGCUGUAGUAUUAAUGAUCGAAGGUUCUAGCAUUUUCAUAUGCGCCAUGUACGUAAGGAGGAUCAUUUGCUGAUGAUUAGUACCAUAAGACUUCUUUUAUGGUUCUAAUGUUACUGACUAUUAUGGCUGGGACAUAAUAUCUGCAUCAUUUUUGUGGUUCAAAUUAGUUGACUUUCCUUUGGAUGAUGCGACUUUCCUGUUUUAUCCGGCAGAGGAUGAAGAUCCUAAAGAGUCCAGUAGAUGAGUAUGAGAAAGAUGAGCGAUUAGACUUGGAGGAUAAUGAUCCUGAAUAUGAACCUGAAGAGUAUGGUGGUGUAGAUUAUGAUGAGAAGGAAAUUGAGCCAGAUCUGCACGAAGAUGUAGGUGAGGUGGAGGAAGAUCCUGAAGAAUUGGAUGUUGGUGAAGAAGAGGGUGAUGUGGUUGAGGAGGAAAUGGAUGGUAUGCAUGAAGAACUUGAACAUGAGGAAGAUGACGAGCAUGUAGGGCAGGAGCAAACUGAGAUGGGUUAUGCUGCUGAGGAAGAAGAGCAUCAUGAAGUAUUCAAAGAGAGACGUAAGCGGAAGGAAUUUGAAAUUUUCGUUGGGGGAUUGGAUAAGGAUGCUACUGAGGCUGAUCUUAGGAAAGUUUUCAGUGAUGUUGGUGAGGUUACUGAAGUCAGACUUAUGAUGAAUCCACAAACAAAGAAGAAUAAAGGAUUUGCAUUCUUGCGUUUUGCAACGGUGGAACAAGCAAGACGAGCUUGUGCUAGUCUGAAAAAUCCAGUGGUUUGUGGCAAGCAAUGUGGUGUGACACCAAGCCAAGACAGUGAUACCCUGUUUUUAGGUAACAUAUGCAGGUCAUGGACAAAAGAAGCUUUGAAAGAAAGGUUAAAGCAUUACGGCCUUGAGAAUGUUGAGGAUUUGACACUGGUUGAAGAUAGUAACAAUGUAGGGAUGAAUCGGGGUUUUGCCUUCUUAGAGUUCUCCUCGAGAUCUGAUGCUAUGGAUGCUUUUAAGCGUCUUCAGAAGAGGGAUGUUGCUUUUGGAGUUGAUAGGCCAGCUAAGGUUUCCUUUGCAGAUUCCUUCAUUGACCCUGGUGAUGAGAUCAUGGCCCAGGUUAAGACUGUGUUUGUGGAUGGUCUUUCUGCUUCUUGGGACGAGGAACAUGUCAAGGAACUUCUCAAAAAAUAUGGGGAGAUUGAGAAAGUUGAGCUUGCCCGUAAUAUGCCAUCUGCCAGGAGAAAGGAUUUUGGUUUCGUCACAUUUGAUACCCAUGAUGCAGCAGUAACUUGUGCUAAAAGCAUCAACAAUGAGGAAUUGGGUGAAGGCGCAAGCAAGGCCAAAGUCAGAGCCAGAUUGUCUAGACCGCUUCAGAGAGGCAAAGGAAAACAUGUUGCCAGAGGAGAUUUUCGACCAGGGCGCGGGUCAGUUCGAAGUGCUAGGAGUCCUUGGAGCCGCCCACUACCACGUGCUAUCCCUGUUCGUGCUCCCAGAAUCCCUCCUCGUCUUCCUCCUGUUGUCGACCGUAGCUUCAGAAGACCUGUUGCCAUGCGAGAGAGGAGACCAGUUAUGGCUGUUCCUCAAAAGGCCAGGCCUGUUGCUCCCUUGCCAAGGUCAUAUGAUAGGAGGCCCCCUGUUCCAUCAUACCCCAAGAGUGGUUUGAAGAGGGAUUAUGGUCAUAGGGAGGAGCUUAGCUCCAGAAGUAGGGCUGCUGCUAUAGAUUAUAAUUCUAGACCAACUUCAGAUAGACGCGCUCCCUACAGAGAUGAUUAUCCUCCUCGUCCAUCCGGCUACCCUGAUAUGCCUAGAGGUGGUGCAGCAAGAUCUACGGGAAGAAGAACUUAUGAUGAUGAUGAGUACAAUGAAAGAUAUGAAAGGCCACCUCCGUCUUACCAUGAGGGACGUGGGCGUGAGUAUGAUUCUAUGUCUGGGUCCAAACGCCCAUAUGCUGCAGUGGAUGACGUUCCUCCUCGGUAUACUGAGGCCGGAAUGCGCCAUUCUCGUGCUCGUUUGGACUAUGAUCUUGGCAGCAGUGCUUCCCGCUACAAUGAUGCUUACAGUGACAGGCUUGGAAGGUCAAAUAUGGGAUAUGGGGGAAGCCGAAGCUCUAUGUCUAGUCAAGAUUCCCACGGGCUUUACAGUAGUCGUCAGAGUAUGGGAUACAGUGGAGGUCCUUAUGGUGGUAGUGAUGUUGGUCGGAUGUACUCAUCAAACUUUGGUGGUGAUUACAUGUCGCGAGGAAGUGAUGUUGGUGGCAGUUCUUACUCAUCUGUCUAUCCCGGACGUGGUAUGGGUGGUAGCAGCUACAUGGGAAGUAGUGGUUCUGGUUCAUACUAUUAAGGUAUGCAACCAGGUUGUCUUUCGUCCAGUUACAUGCACACACAUAUUGAUAUCUUUUAUAUAUUCCAUGCUAUUUUGCUGCUAAAUUAGAUAGUUCUGGUAAAUCUGUAGAAGGUUGUGGUAUUCUAAUUGUGGGUUGCUUGUAGUAUCAUAAUGCUACCUGAAGCUAUAGUUUAUGCAUCAUCUUGCCUAAGUGUUGCACUCGAGAGAAUUGGAGGAAUGUGAUUACUCUUAACUUGUGUAUGGCAGUGAGUGGAAUUGAAAGGAUGCAGCUGUAGGAUGUGGAUUGUCUGAAGUUUGAAAUCAGUCCUCACCAUCAAGUUGAAGCAUUAUUUGGACAUGAAAAAUGCCUUCAUGGCUUUGGAAGGGAGACUCAAGUACAGCUUUAUAGCAAUUAGGUGCUCUUGACCUCCUUUAAGACCUGGUGUGGGUUUAUGUGAUCCUGUUUAUUGUAUGUAUGCUGUAAGGAUUCAGAACAUAAGGAGACAUCUUCAGCAUGUCAUAUUUUAUAAUAAUGUGUUUUCCAACUGUCUCCCUAUUAUUUCAUGUGAAAGAAAUGGAAAGAAACUUUAUCGGUUC
This is a messenger RNA of Salvia miltiorrhiza (redroot sage), 3504 nucleotides long. RefSeq lists its product as uncharacterized. Lineage: Eukaryota; Viridiplantae; Streptophyta; Magnoliopsida; Lamiales; Lamiaceae. Gene Ontology annotation, cellular component: nucleus. The record is from RefSeq and is a predicted model, not a curated record. The transcript has 11 exons. Gene Ontology annotation, molecular function: mRNA binding. The coding region runs from base 790 to 2925 and encodes 711 amino acids.